Molecule: messenger RNA, 1335 nt
Organism: Microthlaspi erraticum
Lineage: Eukaryota; Viridiplantae; Streptophyta; Magnoliopsida; Brassicales; Brassicaceae
Source: the annotation of a GenBank genome assembly
AUGCCUUUGCCUUGGAAGAAACCGAAAUCGGGUCGGAUCUCGAGAUUCGUAUCGGACCUCCAACAAUCUCCGAAACACGGCGGAUCUCUCGUCGUCGAAACUGGAUUCCCAACUUCUCUCAUCGAUCUCUUCGUUAAGAAUCGCGAUCGUCUCAAAAAAAACUCUUCGAAACGCAGCAACAGCAAAUCCCAGGCUCAAACUCCGGAUCAUUCUCAUUCUCAUUCUAAUCGGCCACGACGGCGUGUCUCAUCUCCGCCUCCUCCUCUCCCUCUGCAGCGGCGUAGCUCUCUCCCAGCGAAGCUUGAUCCGGCGUCGGUUACGGAGGAUCUCCCGACGCGUAAGAUCGAGGAGAGUUUCGUCGGUGGCUUAGCAUCGGAGAACAGGCACGACGGCGACGAUGCCGACGGCGGAAACGGCGAUAACAGCGGCGGAGGUGGGUGCGUUUUGAUGGUGGUGGUGUUCAAGGUCUUCGUGGUGGCUGUGCUCGCGCUGAGCACGAAGAAGCUCGCCGUGGGGAUUACUCUCUCCGCUUUCGCCCUCAUAUUCCUCGAGUUCGCGGUGGCGCGUGUCUUCACGCUCCUGAAUCUCUGCCCCGGCGCGCAUGUUCGGCUGCAUUCGCUGAUCGGAAAGCUCUUAGGGAAGCGGCGACGGCAAGAGAAGCUAGAAGAGUCAUCGUCAUCAUCGACAAACGACGGAAGAAGAAACAAUGUCUCGUUUGAAAUAACCGAAACUUUCGAGGAAUCGAGAGAUUGCAGCGAAGAAAAGAAAUCGAAUACGGAGGAGUCGUUGACGUCGGAUCGGAUGAAUAAGGCGAAUCCUGUGGCGGAGGAGAAAGAGGAAGAAUUGCUGACGAUUAGGGACGUGGUGUUUAAGAAGGAGAAGAGUAAAAGCGCGAAGCUGAAAUCGAAGAUUGUGAAGAAGAUAGUGCCGAAGAAGUUGAGGAGUUACAAGAAGAAGAGGAAGAUGAUGAAGAUGAUGAAAAAAGAAGAAGGUGGGGAAGAGGUAGAGGUAGAGAUAGUUGAAGAGGAAGGAGAGGAAGAGUCUGUAACGGAAGUUUCGAGCUUGUUUUCUGAAGACAGAGUCGAGAGCGAGAUAUCUGAGAGAGAGGAGAUAAGUUCGAGUCCGCCAUUGCUGGAGAGCUGUGAAGAGAUUGUUGAAGGAGAAGAUGAAGAUGAUGGAUCAUCGAAAGGGGAUCUAAUGAAAGCGAUUGUUCUGAUAGUGAUUGCUCUUGCUGGAUUGUUAAGCGGGAAAGUCGUAGCUAUUGGUCUAACGCUUUCUUCGUGUCUGAUUCUGAGAGUUGUCUGCUCCAAAUCUGAAAUUCAAACCCGUCUCUGA